Molecule: messenger RNA, 1119 nt
Organism: Meira miltonrushii
Lineage: Eukaryota; Fungi; Basidiomycota; Exobasidiomycetes; Exobasidiales; Brachybasidiaceae
Product: alpha/beta-hydrolase
Exons: 1
Cellular component (GO): membrane
Molecular function (GO): lipase activity
Source: RefSeq, a predicted model, not a curated record
AUGAACUACGUAUACAACGUUGCCAAAAAAACAGGAUGGGAAGCAUAUGGACGACCACUUCUUAAAUCAAUAGGACUCUAUAAUAAUGAUGAUCUUUCCUACGGCAGAACAUCGAUCCCAUUCUCAGGAAUGGAAAAGCGUCUAUAUAAUCAAGACGAUAUCGAUGUUUGGUACGGAAAGGUGAUUAUGCCAAACGGAAAAGAUUGGUGUUGGUAUCAAGUGUGGCAACACAAAUCUUUCUUGAAUAGUGAAAAUCAAGCAGAUAUUCUUUUCGUUCAUGGUACAGGCGUACAUUCAGGCACUCUUGCCGGUCAUGCCCGUCGUUAUCUAGAAGCAGGAUUUCGCUUGAUCGUACCUGAUCUCGUCAGCCACGGCUAUUCGAGCGGCUUGCAUGUCUAUCAACGCAAGAUGAGCGCAUACACGGAAGGAUUGCAUGAAGUAUUACAUGAUGUCGCACGAAGGGAUGAUGCAAGACUAGGCAGAAGUUCCGACAAAUCACAAGCACACAGACAUAAAACAUUUAUGCUCGGUCUGUCAUUCGGGGGCACAGUGGCAAUGCACUACGCUAUGGAUUACCCUGGCUCAAAAAGAGGAAGCAAAGAAGUGGAAGACGGCGAGAUCCCCAUCGAUGGUUUGGUUGUGGUUGGUCCAAUUUUGGGCUAUUCUCCUCUCAACAUCGUAAUGCCAAUCUACUUGACAUACAUAAUCUUGGCUUUGAAUGCCUUGGGAGCUGGUUGUAUGGAACUCACGGUGCCACAUAAAAAGUGCCUGGACAAAGAUCCAAAAGUAUAUGCAGCACUGAUCGAUGAAGAUAAGCGAAGUCAUCAAGGUGCUUUCCGUGUUGGGCAUUUGCUUUGCAUUAAUGAUGCCGUGAUCGAUCUUCAUCGUCAAGCCCACAAUAUCCAACAUCCAAUCUUUAUACAGCAAGGUGGACAAGACCGCGUCGCAUGCCCUCAAAAGACGUUCAAAUGGGUAGAGAGUAUCCCCUCCGACGACAAAAAGAUGACUGUUUACCCAGUCUGUCAGCAUGUCAUUUAUCGAAAGGCAAAAACAGAAGAAGAAGAUUUGGCAGGCAGAGUGGCUUGCAUCGAAGAUAAUCUGGCAUGGAUGAUGCAAAGA